AAUUACACUAAAAGUGGUUUCUAACUCAUACAGAAUUUAAACAUGAACCGAAGGGCGAAAUAUUUGUGCAGCAUAGUUAAGCACUUAUUGGUGGCUAGCUAAUAUUAGCCACGAUGCUAUCGCUAGCAUAGCCGCUACCGCUAACUUUAGCCAAGUUGACUGACAAAAGAACCACUAGUUAACCAAUGUUUGGCUGACUAAAGGUUACACACACUAAAUAAACUUUAUCCUAAACAAUCUUUAUUUAUGAGUGAGCUUGAAUUAAACUGAUUUACAUAUUACCUUUGAUCAUAUAAUGCUAAUAUUUAACAGUAGUGAUCCACUUGUAUAAUGCAGGCACUAAAGUAUAGAUGCUUUAUCUUAGCUAUUCAUAUAUUUAUUUUCUAUUCUUUGACAUUUCCGGCUGCAACUCACAGCCAGACGACCUGUAAGAGCAGAAUUUUGCCAUUGAACUUACUACAUUGUUUUGUUUGUAGGCCUGCUAGUUUGAACCCACUGUCAGUUUGCACACACACACACACUGAUACAGACAUAUAACAAAGACACUAACAUAUUGGAUCCUCUCUUAGACAAACAGAAUAUCAAUCCAGCCCUGCGCUUUGGUUAGUAAGUAGAAAUAUUGUAACUGAAAUUGACAACAGACCAUAUAUCUUGACUGUGGAUAACUGUUUAGCAUCCUUAGACCUUUUCAUAUUGUUUAGAAAAAUCCCAUUCAGACAUGAUUGACACUGAGCGAUGCUUUAUUUUAUGUAUUGUGCUGUAAAGACUAUUGCAUAUCCUCAAGUUCUAAGAGGCAAUAAGAUAAGAUAUUGAAGGGAUACAAUUUUGCCUUGUUGACACCAAAGUCAACAUUAUCACACAGCUAAGUUUCUUACUAAGCAACUUAAAUUCAUUUAAGACAUUUAAACUUCUUGAAAACUCAGAAUCUUGAAUGAGAUUUUGAUAAUAAAUAAGGAAAUAAUUUGUCCACCCUGAAAAGGACUUGGGAUUUAAAUGAGCUGUGAGGUUGGUUUUCUGACGUGAACUGAAAAUGUCUCUCUUUCUCUCUCCCUCACCCUCCUUCCACUCCUCCCGACCUCCUCCUUCCUGUCUCUAACUGUGUUUGUGACUGAGGCGACUCAGCAGCAAGUUCACACACUGAAUGAAAUCUUAGGCUGAAUUACCACAGUGUGCCAUGAAGAUUUCUUAUACACAGUUAAUAAAGUGGUAGUGAAACACAGACUUCUAAAACAGCCCCACUGAGUAGAUACAUUUCAUGACAGUGUGUUUCACAUAAAUCUAGCAACAACUGGAAAUGCAGUAUUAAUGGGGGUAUUUGGUGGUGAUUAUGACUUUACACUCUGUUCAUGUGAGAACAUUAAAAGCAGGCACCUUUAAUGCCAUUUUAGCUUUAGGUAGAAGUUGCUUAAUUGGAUUUCUUAUAUUGAAACAACUAUCUAAUGUUUAUGUCCAUUUUGUCUUACAGGUGUCCUGCUGUCCAUCUACUGUCCUCUAUCAAAGUGGCUCUCUGUCUUUGUAAUUUUGAAAACUUUGCUGAGUGUGAACAAGUGUAAAACUCCACCCAAAACGACCCCUCAGCCACUGUUGGCAAAGUCAGAGACUUGGCUUCUUUCCGCCGGCACUUCCGGAUGGGUUUCAUGACCAUGCCGGCCUCCCAGGACCUGUCCCCUCACUCUUGUGCCUCUGCCAUGGCGCCGCGCUCACAGUCCUGCCAUGCUGUUGGUGCCGGGGAUACGAGUCUGGAAAACGGAGAUUACUCCGACACCCAAUCCCAACAUGGAGGCCGCUGCCCGCCGGCCAAACCCAAACGUCACCCCAGCACUCGCCUCAGCUCUUCGUCUGCUGACAGCAGAGGACUUCUUGAGACGCCGCCACCUCCUCCGUCCACUCACUCACAGGCCAAACACUCAGAGAAGAAAAAUGCCAUGAAAAAGUCUGACUCUGGAGAGAUUGGAGCAAAGAAGGUUCCUCCUUUAAAGCCCAAGAGAAGUCCCAGCACCCAACUUUCCUUUGACCCUCUUCCUCCACGUGUGCCUCUUUCUGCCACAUCCUUGCCUUUCCAGGCAGCAGACUCUCAGAUUCAGACUGGAGACGGGGAGGAUGAGCCAGUCUAUAUAGAGAUGGUGGGCCAAGUGUUCACCAGAGAAAACCAGACGGCCACCCCCCACCCUGUCACCCCUGUGGCCACCACGCCUGACUCUGACUCAGACCAGAGUGAGGCCAUCUAUGAGGAGAUGAAAUACCCGCUGCAAGAGGAUAGAGAGUCCCAGAGACACCUCCCUCCAAAACAUGAGAAACUGAGAAACUCUAAACACUUUCAUGUCACCCCCUCCUCCUCUAGCAGCUCCUCCUCUCUGCCACGCCCCUCCUCUUCCUCUCCUUCCUACUCCAAACCCAAAGCUACAGUGUCAAUAUCCCAUUCGUCUCCUCUGCCUUCGUCAGCAUCCUCCACCCCUGUCCCCCAGGUCCUCUCCGCCAGUCCACACACUCCACGAGCUCCCACUCCCUACCUGCUACAAGGGAGUAAAUCCGAGCCUGAGUCCAACACGAAGAUCCCAGCCCCUUUCCCCAAUCUUCUACAGCACCGGCCCCCACUGCUUGCCUUCCCUCAACCAGCAGCAGCCUCCAGCGGGGUCGGGGUGCAAAAUAAGGCGUCUGCUUCUGCUAAAAUGGGAACACAAACAUCCAGCAUGACAACUCAAGUCAGCACCUCCUCCUCAACUUCUUCUAAUGUUCCUGUAUCCAAGGAGUCAUCAGGAGGAAGUGCAACCCAGCAGGACAAACACAGCAGAGAGGCCCAGUUAGGCCCUGCUCCUGGACUGAGAGCCAGGAGCCACUCCACACCUCUGCCUCCCUCCUCCAAAUCCACCUCCCCUUUCUCCCAUCACCACCACCACCCUCACCAUCGCCCUUCGCACUACCAUCACUAUCGCAAGCCAGAGAGAGGAGACUCCCCUGUUCCAAACAAGAGCAGCUCUCAGACUUCUACAGUCCAGACCCAAACCUCAAGUACAGGCAAGUCUGUUAGCUUCCUCUUGAAGUCCGAUAAAGGAGAGAGGGAUAAGGACAGGGACAGAGACAAGGAUAGGGACAGGGACAGGGACAGGGACCGAGAUAGAGACAGGGACAGGGACAGGGAUAGGGGUAGAGACAGGGACAGGGAGAGAGACAAGGAGAAAGACAAGGACAGAGAUAGAGACAGGGACAGAGAUAGGGAUAAGGACAGAGACAGAGAAAGAGACAGAGAAAGGGAUCGGGAUCGGGAUCGGGAUAGGGAUGGAGGGCCGUACUCCUUACAGUUGGAUCAUGCUCACUCCACUAGCAGCCAAACAUCUCAAAGCAGCACCAGCUCAACCCCUACGCCAUUAUCCUCAUCCCAGCGUCCUCAUUCUCGCCCCCAUCUUCGCUCUCACACUCCUCACGGCCUGCCAGCAUACAAGCCUCCCUCAUCGGACAGCCCCCUGCUGUGGACCUACCCCUCCGGUGGCUUCCGGAGACCGCCAGCUUAUGAGAGCUUGAGAGGAAGCUCUCAGACACCGUCUCUGCAACAGCCUUCAAGUCUUACUGGUAUAGGUGAGGGGGCAUCCAAGAGUAACGGAGGGUCAGCGUCCCUCCAGUCGAAGGUUGGCUUCAUGCCCUGGGACAGCAGCGCCAGCUUAGCUGCAGAUGAGGGAUCCUACUGGCCUAUGCAGAGGAAAUUGUCCUUCAGCCAUGGGAGCAGAGAGAUAGAGAAGGAUGAAGGGCGUGCGUGGAAUGGCAGCGCAGAUGCCCUGUUAAGGAUGGAUAAGGAGGACCUCUGCAUGGGAUCUCGAGGAGGUCACUCAGGCAUCCCAGUCCACUUCAGUGGUGUCACCAGCAGGGCCCUUGGUCACAGUGAGUCCUUGGCCGGUGUGGAUAGCAACCAGGGUUUCAGAGCCCUGCCCAGAGUUGGUCUGCCUCUUCCCUGCCAGACUUUCCCUGCCUGUCGCAAUGGAGAAGUGGGGCGGCUGGGCCGCUCCUCCUCUGCUGCUGGAGUGAGACAGGUGGGUGGAGGAGACGUCCAGAGACAGAGCAGCCUACCAGCACGAGAAGCCCUGAAUCAGCUGCAUGGUCUGGCCCAGCCUCAAGCGCCCUGCAGUCCCAGCAGUCCCAGUGUGUCUCGGCAGCAGCAGCUUCAGCUCCACCAGCAGCAGCUACAGUUAAAGCAGCAGCUCCAGCAGCUUCAGCAACAGCACCACCUUCAGUUGCAGUUCCAGCAGCUCGCCCAGCUGGCACAGGGACAGGCUCCUGUCAGUGGGGGAACCACCCAGUCCGCAACGCAGACCCAGAGAGACGGCAAGCUGCUGGAAGUCAUCGAGCGUAAACGUUGCCUGUGCAAAGAGAUCAAGGCCCACAGGCGCCCUGACAAAAGCCUGUGCAAGCAGGACAGCAUGCCCAUCCUCCCUAGCUGGAGACGGACACCUGAGCCUCGUAAGACUGGCACACCACCCUGCCAGAGGCCGCAGGCCGUUGUGUGGGACACGGCUAUCUGAGGUAGAAAGACAGGCCAGCAAGUACAGCACUGAAGAGAGACUAAACACACAUAUGAGUUGAAGAUGGUUGAACAACGAAUAAGAGACGUGAGUAAAAAUGAUUGCGGUCACAUAAUUACCACAGAGGAACGAGAGAAAGUUGCUCUUAUUGUGUGAUAAACUGAUCUGAGAAUGGCAAUGAAGGUUAUUGGAGUCUUUGAACUCGUUUGGAGAGAAAACACAAAAAAAAGGCAGAAAAAAGAGGUGAAGAAAAAGAAGUGUUACAAUCAGACUAAAUUAAUCUUGGUGAUUUGUACUUGCUCUGUACAAUGUCCUUUUUGGUGUGUUCUAAUUGCCAAUGAUUUUUUGCCACAAAACGCCAGUAUUAUUGCUACUAAAUGAAGACACCAACUAAACAAUAAUGGUUGGGAUGUUUUCUGAGAUUGGUGUUGCCAAAUUUCCUCCUGACUACUUGAGACAUAAAGGAAUCAUGUAUUUUCUCCAACACGCAGUUGCCCAACAUGCAUAGAAACUACUCUGUGGAUGAGAAAAGGCAGGACUCAUUGCUAAGUUAUUGAAGUUUUUCUUGAAAUCGUGAAUGCAUAUGAGAUGUCUUGGUAUCAAUAGAUUGUAAUUGUGGAUGCAAAUAAUCAUCAACGAGGAGUAAAAGCUACCUACUGUACCUGUUUGCAUAUUUGUAAUGUAAAUCUAUUUACUUUCUCAACGUUUCUGCAAUUUUAUAGCAAUAUGCUCCCAAUGCUGGAGCAACAUAAUUAAAACUUGUGUCAACUAGCCUAACAUACAUAUCUAAGACUUGAAUAAGUCACAUUUACUGUGUCAUUCUCUGCAUGUCAUGAUAGACAUACAGUAUUGUAAAAGAAUAUGUGUAGAGAUGAUCAUGUCUGACUUUUACAUACAGCAGAUCUUCACUAUUAUAAAAUGUGGUUGUAUAAAAAGAUGAAUAUAUUGCUUGGGGUAUCAUUAGAAAAGGUGUGACAGAUGGCACAUGCUGUGCAGUCCAGCCAAAUAUAGAUUCAGAUCAAUGGUAUAAAAACUUCAUCACUCAUGCUUAUACACAGUUGCACAUUAGUGAUAGUUCCACCACACAGAAAAACAAGCACUGACACCCAUCAACACAGACUGUACAAUAUGGUGCAACUGAUAAGACUGUGAGUAUUGAUCACCUCAAACAGAAUGCUGGAACAAUCUGCACAAAACAUGGUAUAUGCUUAGGAGAAAUUAAACCCUAAUGUACUGUAAAUAGAUAUGUACAACUGUAUUGAAAAUGUAGCAAUUAUUUCCAUUUUCAUACUUGUAAUCAAUACAUAUUAUGUAGCAUAUACUGUAUAAACAUAACUUUGUUCACUUGUUUUUUCUAAAAGAAUUAUGUGCUGCAGCCAGUCCAUGCAUUUACUCAUAGUUCUACUAAUAAACAGUAAGCCCUCUAAAGAAAGGCACAGUCCAACAGUUGUUUAUUUAAAUUUAUGCAAGACUCCCUUUAAGCUGUGUUAUUGUUUUAUGUAUGCCUUUUUUUUCUACAUUCAUUUUUAUUUGUGUACAGAUUUCAACAGCUCAUUGUCUUGACAUUUUGAAUACUUUGCUGCUAUCUUGAACUACUGGUGGUGUUCAUUCAACUACAUGGCGUUACCAUGAGAAACAUUAUUAAUACAGUGGUUAUUGUUACAUAUUUAUUUUAUUUCUGAAAGCCACGUGAAAUGAAGUUUGUUCCUUGAAGAGUGAGCCCUUCUGUAAUAGUAUUGCAGUACUUGAAUGUCUCUUGGUUGUUGUUGUUUUAUGAUAGUUAGCACCAAGCUGUACAGUACAGUACACCCAGUGAAAAGAAGACCUAUUUAAAUGUUUGAGAGUCACUGCUUGGCCUUUUGUUUAUAGUUCCACCUGCUCGUGUUUGACGGUCGAGGUUUUUUCAAGCUUACCGAGUCCAUUUUCAAACAAACACAGGUCAGGUUGAAGGAAAUGGGCAAGUGCAAUGCAUGCAGAGAUUCCUUACACUGAAAAUGUUCCAAUGAUACUGACUAUUGUGCCCAAUUUAAUUUCAGAUACCAAGUAAUCACCUUACUAUGAUUCCUUUUCACAGACUGAUAUGGAACCGUAGGUAUCAUUUCCAAAAUAGUUUACAGAAGCUGUUGGUUUUGUGUGUCUUCUAAAACAGUGGCCAUUAUAUGAGUGCCAUACUAUAUUGAUAUGGUAAGAUACGGUGUACCUUGGAAAUCACUGUAGUGCUAUAUUUGCAUUGAUAUUGUCAUUAUAAAUAAAUUUUAUAUAAUGAACUUUACACAACAAA
Messenger RNA from Siniperca chuatsi (mandarin fish), 6792 nucleotides. RefSeq names its product neuronal tyrosine-phosphorylated phosphoinositide-3-kinase adapter 1. Gene Ontology annotation, biological process: phosphatidylinositol 3-kinase/protein kinase B signal transduction; neuron projection morphogenesis. The transcript has 6 exons. Bases 1629 to 4511 code for a protein of 960 amino acids. The record is from RefSeq and is a predicted model, not a curated record. Lineage: Eukaryota; Metazoa; Chordata; Actinopteri; Centrarchiformes; Sinipercidae.